This is a messenger RNA of Geodia barretti, 681 nucleotides long. The record is from the annotation of a GenBank genome assembly. NCBI's taxonomy places the organism in Eukaryota, Metazoa, Porifera, Demospongiae, Tetractinellida, Geodiidae.
AUGCUGUCCUUAGCAAAGAUCACUGAGCACCUUGGUUCAGGGGAGUUCGGGACAGUGUGCAAAGGGUUCUGGCACACCAACAGUGGGCGUCUGGAGGUUGCCAUCAAGAUGGCUCAGAACCAGGCCACAGACCAGGACAAAGUGAGAUUUCUUCAGGAGGCAGCCACCCUUGGACAGUUCCAACACCCCAAUAUAGUCCGUCUACAUGGAGUGGUAACUGUCAAUGACCCAGUCAUGAUCCUCCUGGAGCUCAUGAAGAAGGGAGACCUCAAGAACUACCUCAAGACACUCAGACCAGCCGGGGAGAUGGUGGUACAGCCACAGAUGAAGCAGAGACUCCUGAGGUUCUGUACUGAGGUGGCUCUGGGCCUGGAGUACCUGGCCAAGAAAAGCUUCAUCCACAGAGACAUUGCAGCCAGGAACAUCCUCCUCGCCGACAACUGCACCUGCAAGAUAGCCGACUUUGGCAUGUCACGAGACCUGGAAGACCAAGACUACUACUGCUCUGUCGGUGGAAAGGUACCCUUCAAAUGGACUGCUCCCGAGGCUCUCCACUACAGGAAGUACUCUAGUGCCAGUGACGUGUGGAGCUACGGAGUUCUGCUGUGGGAGAUAUGGAGUCUUGGACACACUCCUUACAAAGACUACAACACUACUGAAGAGGUAAGGCAGUCUCCUGCG